AAAUUUCAGUUGAAGUCUGGAUAAUGUACCUUAAGUUCUUUCGUUGCACUCUCUUUUCGGACAGUGUCUCUUCACUCUCCCCCAACAAUUUCUCUCUGCGUAACCAGCAAGCGAACUCAGCAAUGGCGGAACCCAAAACCAAAUACGAUCGGCAGCUCAGGAUUUGGGGUGAGCAAGGACAGGCUGCACUCGAGAAAGCUAGUAUAUGCUUGCUUAAUUGUGGACCUACUGGUUCUGAAACCUUAAAAAAUCUUGUUCUAGGUGGUAUUGGAAGUAUCACUGUGGUUGAUGGUUCUAAAGUUGAAUUGGGUGACCUUGGAAAUAACUUCAUGGGUAUGUGCUGUAAUUAUGCCCAUUUAUUUGUUUUGCAUUUUCCAUUCUCGUGUUUUUCUUUUUCAUGUUGGUAGUGGAUGAAUCAAGCGUUGGGCAAUCAAGGGCAAAAUGUGUGUGUGCAUUUCUUCAAGAGCUAAAUGAUGCUGUCAAAGCUAAAUUCAUAGAAGAAUAUCCCAAGGCAUUAAUUGAGACAAACCCAGCGUUCUUUUCACAGUUUACAUUGGUAAUUGCCACACAGUUGGUUGAAGAUUCGAUGGUGAAGUUGGAUAGGAUUUGUCGGGAGGCAAAUGUUAUGUUGAUAUUUGCCCGCUCUUAUGGCCUCACUGGAUUUGUUCGGAUCAGCUUGAAGGAACAUACAGUGAUUGAAUCAAAGCCUGAUCAUUUUCUGGAUGAUCUCCGGCUAAAUAACCCAUGGCCCGAACUCAGGAGUUUUGCAGAAACAAUUGAUUUAAAUGUGCCUGAUCCCGUAGCCCAUAAGCACACACCAUAUAUUAUUAUUCUUGUGAAGAUGGCGGAGGAGUGGGCCAAAAGUCAUGGUGGAAGCCUUCCAUCAUCCAGGGAAGCAAAAAGAGAGUUCAAGGAACUUAUUAAAACCAAUAUGGUCUCAACGGAUGAAGACAAUUAUAAAGAAGCUAUUGAAGCCUCAUUUAAAGUCUUUGCUCCUCGAGGAAUUAGUUCAAAUCUGCAACAAGUUAUAAAUGAUAGCUGUGCUGAAGUUGAUUCUAAUUCAUCAGACUUCUGGGUGAUGGUGGCAGCUUUAAAGGAGUUCAUUGCUAAUGAAGGUAGUGGAGAGGCACCUCUUGAUGGAUCAAUACCUGAUAUGACUUCUUCGACUGAGCUAUAUGUGAACUUGCAGAAAAUCUACCAAGCCAAAGCUGAGUCUGAUUUUCUUGUUAUGGAGCAACGAGUGAGGAAGAUUCUAAAGACAAUUGGUAGAGAUCCAGAUAGUAUCUCGAAGACGAACAUAAAAAGCUUCUGUAAAAAUGCAAGGAAGCUUACAGUAUGCAGAUUUCGCCUCAUCGAGGAUGAGUUCACCUCUCCAAUACAGCCAGAAUUACAGAAGUAUCUCACGGAUGAGGACUACAGUGUUGCUGUGGGGUUCUAUAUACUGCUCCGAGCUGUUGAUCGGUUUGCUGCAAAUUAUAACAGCUUUCCUGGGCAAUUUGAUGGUGAGAUGGAUGAGGAUAUAUCUCGAUUGAAAAUGACAGCCGUUAGCUUACUUAGUGACUUGGGCUGCAAUGGCUCAACCUUAACUGAGGAUCUCAUCAAUGAGAUCUGCCGAUAUGGUGCUGCUGAGCUCCAUGCAGUUGCUGCCUUUAUUGGUGGAAUUGCAUCACAGGAAGUGAUCAAGCUCAUCACAAGACAAUUUGUUCCUAUGACGGGAACAUUCUUAUUCAACGGUAUAGAUCACAAGUCUCAAUUGCUGUCACUGUAAUCUUUUAAAGCAACAGAUCGUGAUGUUCCAAACAAAAGCGCGAUUUUGGUGUUGGUACUUUUGGAUUUUAUUUGAUAGCAUGAACAGCAACAUAGUCUGUUGAGAAUCAUGGGAGGGUGGUCAGUUGGAACUUCACAAAAGUUCUCAUAACUCUGGUAUUGAUUUGAAAAUGCAACACAGUCAAGAAAGAAGGUUAAGUGAGUACAAGGGAAAAAAUUGAGUUGUAUAUUUUUUGAGAGGCUUUUUUCGGAAGAGUGUAGUAAUGAAUUGGGAUAAUUUCAUGGUACCCUCAAUACGACACAGCAAUAUUGUCCUAGUUUUUACUCUUUUUUUUGUUUUUUAUAUGUAUGUUUACAAUUGGCUUCUUACUGUUUUAUCCUUUAAACAGAAUCCUCGUCUGUCAUGGAAGAAACUGUUGCAUCUGGAAAUCAACUACCG
This is a messenger RNA of Ilex paraguariensis (yerba mate), 2206 nucleotides long. NCBI's taxonomy places the organism in Eukaryota, Viridiplantae, Streptophyta, Magnoliopsida, Aquifoliales, Aquifoliaceae. The record is from the annotation of a GenBank genome assembly.